Molecule: messenger RNA, 2792 nt
Organism: Poecilia latipinna (sailfin molly)
Lineage: Eukaryota; Metazoa; Chordata; Actinopteri; Cyprinodontiformes; Poeciliidae
Gene: otop1
Product: otopetrin 1
Exons: 6
Coding region: 945-2711 (588 amino acids)
Biological process (GO): proton transmembrane transport; inner ear morphogenesis
Cellular component (GO): membrane
Molecular function (GO): proton channel activity
Source: RefSeq, a predicted model, not a curated record
UUUAAGUAAUACUAAAAACUCCCACCAGGUAUCAUCCGUUUUAUUUAUCAGUAUGCCAGCAGGUUACUGUAAAAGUAUGCGUGUUUAUAUUGGCAAGAUUUCUCAAAAUCCCAUCAAUCACCCAUCUGUCCUCCUCUCAGUUUUUCUGGACAGUCCCACCUUUGUUACGCAAAUUUCUCGCAGACUCCUCCGCUUUUAACUAGUCUGUGUUCCGAUCAUCUAUUAAAUCUCAGUGACUGCACGACAAGCCAUUGUGAAUUAAACAAUAGAUGUUUAUUAUUUUUUCCCCCUUUUUGUUUUUCAUCAGUGAUCUGCCUCUAGAAUGCAUCAUCUAUUGUCGGUAGACGGAGCGUGAACUGGUCACCUUGUCUUUCAGCUCAACACUUGGCCGCAUGCCAGCGAGAAGGUGUCUGCCAGUUGGACCGAGGCGCAGGAUUUGGGCGAAACUUGUUUUUCUGCUCUGUGGGUUAACUUUACGCUUUAGGUCUUAGCUUUUCCUAGACAAUGAAUGGCUGGCAUGGCUAUCACAGGGAGAUCAAUCAGCUUCUUAGAAACAUGUGGGUGUUUCCACAAAGCGGACGCCUGGGAUCACCCAUGAACGUAAUUAAAACCCUCAUUUGAUGUGACUCAGCGGGCUUAUUAGACGUGCAGAUAUUUGCGUUUCAGGGUUAGGCCCACGAGGCGACACUGGCAUCUAUCAAGUCAAUCCAGGACGAGGCUGGACACUGGAGCUUGUGCGUAACCACUGAGCCGGACCUCGAAGAUCGAGUUCAUGCUUGGCACUCUUUGUAUCCGUCUGAGUCAGCGCCCUGUGGAAACCGGUAGCGCACCUGGCCUCCCUCUGAUGCACUUAUAGCGCACGAAAACGUUGGCUUUUUCCUCGCACCGUUGCAGGGUUUUUUUGCACAUUAACCCAGGUGGCGGAACACGGCGGCCUGAACAUCAUGUCCCUGAACAAGUUCAGCCAGAGCUCCUCUUCCUCGUCAUCCUCCAGCUCCAUACGGGACAAGAAGGUCUUCGCCAAGCUCAAGCUCAAUCUGUCGGGGGACUACCCGAGGAAGAACGCGGAGCUGCUCAGCGCUCAGUAUGGGAUAAACCUGCUGCUGGUCGGGGUGGCGCUGAUACUGGCCAUCGCGCACCGAGACGCCUCCGUUGAGGAGAAGGACCUGCUCUCCUUCACCACCGGCCUCAUGAUACUGCAGCUGAUCUGGAUGCUGUGGUACAUCCUGGUGCGGCGCAGCCAGAGGAACACACGAACCGAGAGGGAUGUCAAUGCCACGACAUGCUGGAUAAGAGGUGGUUUAACUCUUCUUGCCAUCCUCUCGUUGAUCAUGGACGCCUUGAAAAUCGGAUACUAUGUUGGAUAUCGGCUGUGCUUGUCGGCAUCGCACGUAGUCUAUCCCGUCAUCCACGCCAUUCACACCGUAGCGCAGGUAAAUUUUCUCUGGUUUCACAUCAAGGAUGUGAUCAAGAGCUUUGAGACAUUUGAAAGGUUCGGAGUGAUUCACGCGGUCUUCACCAACCUCCUCCUGUGGUGCAACGGCGUGAUGUCAGAGACGGAGCAUUUUAUGAACAACCACGUCAGAAGGACCUUGGAACUGGAAUUUAAAAAUAUCACCGAAGGGGAGCUGGAGCUGGAGCCGGAGCUGCAUUGCAACUGCACAACGAGCACAUGCGCCCUGUUCUCCCAGAGCUUCACGUACCUCUUCCCGUUCAACAUCGAGUACCACAUCUUUGUCUCCGUGCUGCUUUUCGUCAUGUGGAAAAACAUCGGACGCACCAUCGACGUGUCCUCAAACAGAAAAAGUCUGGUCACCAAAACACAGGGGUUGACUUUGGGCCCCAUUCUAGGUCUCCUCGCACUGGUCAGCACUAUCGGAAUACUGGUGGUCUACAUUACGCGGUUAGAGGGCCCCCGGGAAGUUCACCAGUCAGCCAUUUCUAUGUUCUACAUUUACGGCAUCGUCAUGCUGGUGGUCAUGUGUUCUGCUGGCGCUCUGGGUUUGCUCAUCUACCGCGCAAACCACAUGCCUCUCGACGCAUCAAAGAACCCUUCGAGACAGCUGGACACGGAGCUGCUGUUCGGGUCGGCCCUGGGCUCCUGGUUCCUGUCCUGGUGCAGCAUCGUGUCAGUACUGAGCAGCAACAGUGACCCUCCCCACCGCUGGACCAACCUAAUCUACUCCCUGCUCAUUGUUCUGGAAAAGUACGUCCAGAACCUCUUCAUCAUCGAGUCCCUGUAUCGCCGGCAGGAGAGCGUGGAGAGGGCGGACCCGGAGUUGCCCACCAAUCCGGAGGUUUCCUCGGUGACUGCGUCUCUGCCUCCCUUAAACGGGAUUGACAACCAGGCAUACGAGUCUCCAGGCGGGGGCUCCGGCCCCACGGAGAAUGAGCAGGAGGAGAACGGGCAGGUGUACGGAUCCCAGCGGAAGCAGUCGAAUGUGCCGCUGCCCGUUGACUCUCACGUUGCGGAAUCCUCAAACAUGAAGAGGCUCAUCCUGAAGAACAUUGCUGUUUUACUGUUAUUGUGCAAUGUUUCGCUGUGGAUCCUUCCCGCCUUCGGCUGCAGGCCACAGUACGACAACGGCCUGGAAGAGGAGACGUUCGGCUUCAGCACGUGGACCAAUGUUCUCAAUUUUGUCAUUCCUCUCAACCUCUUCUACCGCAUGCACUCCGUGGCCUCCCUGUUCGAGGUGUUUCGCCGAGUCUGAUCGAAGAGCCGGCGAGCAGUGGCCGACAAGAUGCGCCGGAACCCUCGCCAGCAACCAGCGGCGCAGUUCAGCUGUUCAGGA